Molecule: messenger RNA, 585 nt
Organism: Quercus lobata
Lineage: Eukaryota; Viridiplantae; Streptophyta; Magnoliopsida; Fagales; Fagaceae
Exons: 2
Coding region: 1-585 (194 amino acids)
Cellular component (GO): membrane
Source: RefSeq, a predicted model, not a curated record
AUGCUCAAGGCCAACCCUAAUUUUGCUACUGCUAAAGACGAACUUCAAGAGACUACAUUGCAUGUGUUAGCUCGCAAUCCUUCAGCAUUUGUUAGUGGAAGUCGGCCAGGGUUGUUAAGGAGACACCUCAAUAUUCCAUGGUUGAAGUUAAAAGAAGAAAAGUCGAAGCAAUCUCAAGCUCAUGAACUACUUAAACAAUGUCUUCAAGCUUACAAAGAUGACAUUGAGAAUUUAAACGAAAUCUCAGAGCUUUCAUUAGUUCUAUUUAUUGCGGCAGAAGUAGGCAACGUGGAGUUCUUGGUUGAGCUUAUUCAUUUUGACUUAGAUCUAUUAUGGAAAAUAGAUGAUAAGAAGAGAAGCAUAUUUCAUAUUGCUGUUGAGAAGCGCCAUGAAAGCAUCUUCAAUUUACUUGUGGUAGGCUCAAUUAGAGAUCUAUUAGCAGAUAGAAUAAAUGAAGAUGGAAACAACAUGUUGCAUUUAGCUGCAGGAUUGGCACCUGAAGAGAAGCUUAAUGCCAUAUCAGGAGCAGCUCUUCAAAUGCAGCGAGAAUUACUAUGGUUUCAGGUAUUUAUUUAUAUGAUUUGA